AUGUUUUUCAAUGCACAAGGGAAAUGGCUUCAAUAUAGAAUUACUGCAGCAUGUGGUGCCGGUUUCCUCCUCUUUGGUUAUGAUCAAGGCGUCUUUGGUGGACUCCUGGAUAAUAAACCGUUCCUUGAGACCUUUGGAAAUCCAAGUGUGACCAUUCAAGGUCAAAUUGUUGCCACAUAUGACAUUGGCUGCAUCAUAGGCACUCUGGUGACAAUGUUCUCGGGAGACAAACUCGGUCGAAGACGGACAAUUUUAAUCGGGUGCUGCAUCCUGAUCGUUGGCGCCAUUCUUCAAACCGCAUCCUAUUCCCUCGCCCAAAUGAUUGUCGGCCGUGUUGUGGCUGGCGUUGGAAAUGGAAUGAACACAAUUGCAAUUCCUAUCUGGCAAUCGGAAACUGCACGUGCAGAGCAUCGUGGAAAACUUAUUGUUGCCCAAUUGGUGACGAAUAUUUUUGGAAUCGUCAUCACAAACUGGAUGAACUAUGGUUUCACUUUUAUCCCCAACUCUCCAGUGAGCUGGCGCUUUCCUCUUGGCUUCCAAUGCUUCUUCGCCCUCGUCACAAUUGCUUUUGUCCUUGUCGCCCCGGAGUCGCCGCGUUGGCUUGUCAUGAAACACCGUGCCAACGAAGCCCGUGAAAUCCUAGCCCGCCUCCUUGCAAAGCCAAUCGAUGACCCCGAAGUGGUGGAUGAGAUACAAAGCCUGGAGAUUUCUGUGAAUCACGAAUCCGAAGUCCAGCAAUUGAAGCCCGUGAAGGCAAUCUUCAAGCGCAACAACAAACAACACACAUUGCGCAGGAUUCUUCUUGGAGCUGGCACUGCCUUCUUCCAGCAAGUUGGCGGAACAAACGUUAUUGCCUACUAUUUGCCAGUCGUUCUGACCCGGUCAGUUGGGUUGGACAACAGAAUGGCCCUGAUCUUGUCCGCCGUUGACGCCAUGUCGCUGAUGCUUUGGGGCUGUGUUGCAGCUCUGCUCAUUGAUCGUAUUGGCCGAAAGAGACUGAUGCUGUUCGGCGCCGCUGGAAGCAGCCUCUGCUUUGCACUUGUCGCCGUUGGACUGCGAUAUGGUGGACCCGACAACAAGAGCAUGUCUAUUCUAGCCGUGGUAUUCAUCUUCGUCUACUAUAUCUUCUACGGUACAUCGCUCUUGUCGAUCCCGUAUAUCUAUCCGGCCGAGAUCAACUCCCAGCAAAUGCGUAAUAUUGGCACUUCAUUUGCAACUACUACGAAUUGGCUGUUCGUUUAUGUUAUCGUUGUUGCUACCCCAACAGCUAUCGAAAAUAUCCAGUGGAAGUACUACAUGCUUUUUGCCAUUUUCAACUUCUGUUUCCUGCCAAUUAUCUGGUACUUCUAUGUUGAGACUGCGAACUUGUCUCUGGAGCAGAUUGACAGACUCUUUGAAAUCAAGCAUGAGGCUGGGAAUGCAAUUAGCUGGAAGGAGGCAACCAUGAUAGCUCGCACGGAGGUUAUUUCUGAUUUGGCACACACUGGGAAGGACAAUCUUGGCACUGAGCAUUGCGAGACUGUGGCAUAG
Penicillium vulpinum is the source of this 1530-nucleotide messenger RNA. Its product is annotated as sugar porter family MFS transporter. Gene Ontology annotation, biological process: transmembrane transport; carbohydrate transport. The transcript has 2 exons. Lineage: Eukaryota; Fungi; Ascomycota; Eurotiomycetes; Eurotiales; Aspergillaceae. Gene Ontology annotation, cellular component: membrane. The coding region runs from base 1 to 1530 and encodes 509 amino acids. Gene Ontology annotation, molecular function: carbohydrate:proton symporter activity. The record is from RefSeq and is a predicted model, not a curated record.